AUGUUGGCGCAUAUGUUCCAUGUGCAGAAGGAGUACUGCUUUAGAGCAAUGGAGCAAGAUGAUUUCCCGCGUCUUCUGAGGGGUAAAGCGUUUAGAAACCUCACUCCCGUGUCUCGUUACACAUUUUCGUGCGAACUCGAUUCCAUCCUCGUUUUCCCCGGACGUCCAGAGUCGACACCGUUCCGUACGCUCACCAUUCGCGAGCCGUAUUUGAAGAGAUUAUUAUUGGCUCGUGCCAUCUGGGUUACGACUCUUGUCUCUACUUGCGUCGUAGUACUCACACUCCUUUUCUGGACUGUCUCCGGACAUCGGCUAUAG
Molecule: messenger RNA, 318 nt
Organism: Suillus bovinus
Lineage: Eukaryota; Fungi; Basidiomycota; Agaricomycetes; Boletales; Suillaceae
Exons: 2
Coding region: 1-318 (105 amino acids)
Source: RefSeq, a predicted model, not a curated record